AGCUUGGAUAUUUAAGUAGAUGUUUGAUUGCUCUGGUCUAGGGGUGUGCAUCAGUUGCAACGCCGAGACUGGAAUUCUCUUGCGGCCGGAAACCCCCGAAUCCUUAUCUUAACAUUGUGACAACAUAGUAACUGCGCUGUAGCCUACACAUUUAUUUUAUUUAGUAAGAAACGCUGAAUAAACAAUAGCUUCCGCGAUGAAUCCGGACAAAGCUAGCCCGUUCCCCUCUACCCUCACGGAGUCCCCGGGUCAAACGCCUCCCGGGACCGCUUUACUGCUGCGUCUGGUCGACUGCAGGAAAACACCGGGGCAGAGUGGAACUGAGAGAGGAGGAGAAGAGAAGGAAGAGGGAGAUUUGAUUUCAUUAAGCUACAGCACAAACCUUUGCUCUCUCAGUGGGAGGGGCUUAUCUGGAGAUCCUAAACAACAACGUGAUGCUGACAAGACGUCUCUCCAGAAGAGUCUCUUCAGAUCAGAACGUCUCAGUAGCUGUGAUCAGUGUGGGAAGAGCUUCAAACAAUCACAACAUCUGAUUACACACCAACAAAUACACACAGGAGAGAAACUUUAUAGCUGUGAACAGUGUGGGAAGAGAUUUGCUGUAUCAGGAAUCCUGACUACACACCAGCGCUUACACACAGGAGAGAAGCCUUAUAGCUGUGAUCAGUGUGGGAAGAGCUUCAAUCAUUCAGGACACCUGACUACACACCAAUGCAUACACACAGGAGAGAAGCCUUAUAGCUGUGAUCAGUGUGGGAAGAGCUUCAAUCAAUCAGGAGCCCUGACAAUACACCAACGCAUUCACACAGGAGAGAAGCUUUAUAGGUGUGAUCAAUGUGGGAAGAGUUUCAGGACGUCAGGACAACUGACUACACACCAACGCAUACACACAGGAGAGAAGCCUUAUAGCUGUGAUCAGUGUGGGAAGAGCUUCAAUCAAUCAGGGACCCUAACUACACACCAACGCACACACACAGGAGAGAAGCCUUACAGCUGUGAUCAAUGUGGGAAGAGCUUCAGGAAUUCAGGACACCUGACUAUACAUCAACGUAUGCACACAGGAGAGAAACCAUAUAGCUGUGAUCAGUGUGGGAAGAGUUUUGCUCGAGAUUUCAACCUGACUAAACACCAGCUCACACACACUGGAGAGAAACCUUACUCUUGUCUAUGUGGAAAGAGCUUUGCUCAUUCAGAGUCACUGAAAAAACACCAGAAAGUCCUUUCCUCUCUGGCACCGGUUCAAGAUCCCUAAAUAAAGUUUCAAUA
This is a messenger RNA of Oncorhynchus mykiss (rainbow trout), 1266 nucleotides long. The record is from RefSeq and is a predicted model, not a curated record. Lineage: Eukaryota; Metazoa; Chordata; Actinopteri; Salmoniformes; Salmonidae.